GUUUCUAAUCGCUUAUUUCUCUAACUACAUUUCACAAAUUACAUUAAAUUUAAACGAAUUUUUCGCUUCAUUCCCUAGAUCCCGUUGCCCGAGAUGGUGGAAAACUUCCUACGGUUACAACCCUAUGAUGAGGCCCGCGAACUCAUGCCAGGCAUAAUACAGUGCGUGCGCAUGUACGGUAGUCUGGACGCUUGCCAACAUCAGUUCCUGUCCCAGCUCGCCGAGAUCUCCGACCCGAACCGCGACUCAUGGGCGUUCACUGCUGUGACAAGACAACUAAGAGGGCGAAGGAGGGGCAUCGAUGCUCCUUCAAAGUAACGAUGUCUAUGAGGGUAGAGACGGUGGGGAUGUGGCAAAUUGAGGUCAAAGGGCAACACGUCCCUGCCAUAGUUGAGUGGGGUCCUCCGAAAAAGAACUUGCUGAAAACUACAGAGAUGAAGGAAAGACUCAAAGAUGUGGACAUUCAGGCCAUAACAGCAAGAAAACUGGCGCUACAAGUUGUUGGGACCCAUUGGUCACCGUCAGACCAGGCGCUACUGAAUAGAACUUUAUUUGGCGCUGCAUGUCAGCCCAACAAACGCCAGAUUGAGAAUUAUUUGUACCAACAAAGAAAAAAGAUCCACAAGACUGUGUCUUUGGUGCCCUACGCUGACUCGGACAAUGAUGAUGGUGAUGACUCGGACAAUGAUGAUGGUGAUGGCACUGCCUAUGGGCUGGUUUAACGCUGUGAGACACAAAUGUACCCGUUCAGGAUUAAAUUAUUUUGAGGCAUAUAAUUUUAUAUAUAUUUAUAGUUUGUUGUGUUUUUUAGAAUACUUUAUGUCAUCAUUUCACCACUGAUUCUAGUCAUUAUGUUCUUCGAAUGAAAUGUUGUGUUUAAAUAUAUAACUUUUUUAGGAGGUGGGGGGUACAAAUCAAUCUAGUCAAAAUGUUAUUCAAUGUCUAUUUUAAGAAUCUAAAUAUAUUAUGAUUGGUUGUGAUUUUUUUAUAAUGUAUCUCAGUUGUUAUGUAAUUUACUAAUUUCAUCUUUGUUGUAAUGAUCAAAUAAGAAGUCCUAUAUUUCGUUUCGAUAGGGCUUCUUGAUCGGUAACUGUAUGUUGAUCUUUUCUGGGUAUGUUAUCCUAUGUGCAUCAUUCUUGUUUAGACCUGUUUCCAUGAAAUUUCAAAUAAUUUGCUGACAACUCUGUUCUUUUUACAGAGUAAGUUCUAUACCUCGUUUCAAUAGGGCUUACUAAUCGGUAAGGAUGUGUUGAUAUCUUCUGUUAACUUUCAUGUAAAUACAACGCGAUUAAUAUUAUUAUGUAAGGAUUUUUUUACUAUUAUUAAACGUCUCACAUAAUAAGCUUUUCUGCUUUUAUUAUGAUUACAAGAAGUUAAUGUACGUUAAUGUGUGUUUUGUCUACUUGUGUGUGCGUGUGUGCAGUGUGUUAUUGUUUUUUUUUGUAUGUUUCUUGUGAAAAUAUGUUGUGUUCAUGGGCUCAUU
Molecule: messenger RNA, 1483 nt
Organism: Dreissena polymorpha
Lineage: Eukaryota; Metazoa; Mollusca; Bivalvia; Myida; Dreissenidae
Exons: 3
Coding region: 249-722 (157 amino acids)
Source: RefSeq, a predicted model, not a curated record